This is a messenger RNA of Coccidioides immitis RS, 1464 nucleotides long. Its product is annotated as sugar transporter hexose transporter. Gene Ontology annotation, molecular function: carbohydrate:proton symporter activity. The record is from RefSeq and is a predicted model, not a curated record. The transcript has 6 exons. Gene Ontology annotation, cellular component: membrane. The coding region runs from base 1 to 1464 and encodes 487 amino acids. Gene Ontology annotation, biological process: transmembrane transport; carbohydrate transport. NCBI's taxonomy places the organism in Eukaryota, Fungi, Ascomycota, Eurotiomycetes, Onygenales, Onygenaceae.
AUGCUUGUCGAAAACCCCCAGCAAACGACUAACGAGGCUGAAAGCCAGUCAAUGGCAAGCAGCAGCCCCGAGGAUACCUUCGUCAGGGCUUUAGAAAAGGAGCCUCCAAAAGCCUUUACCAAAAUAGGGUCCAAGCUCUACGCUGCCUCCCUUAUCGGGUGCUUCUGUGCCACAAUGGACGGGUACAAUGGCUCUUUGAUCAACAAUCUGCUAGCGAACAAAAAUUUCCUGGAUUGCUAUGGUGGUUCGAAUUCCGGGCUUUGGUCUGGCCUUGUUACGGCCAUGUACCAGAUCGGGGCCGUUGCUGCUUUCCCCUUCGUCGGGCCAGCUGUUGAUACUUGGGGCCGCAGAGCUGGAAUGAUAAUCGCUUCCAUAUUGACCAUUGUUGGAGCCGUGGUCCAAGGUGCGGGGACCAAUAUUCAGUCCUUCAUGGGCGGAUCGUUUUUGCUGGGGUUUGGGAUAUCAAUUGCGGUUACUGCUGGGCCAACGUAUGUGGUGGAAAUCUGUCAUCCGCCAUAUCGAGGAGUGGUAACUGCAAUUUACCACACUUUUUGGUUCACUGGUUCGAUUAUCGCGGCCGGUGCGGCGAGAGGUGCACUUGAUAUUGGCGGUAACGGAUCUUGGAGGAUCAUAAUUUGGCUGCAAGUACUCUUUGCAGGCAUCAUCGUCGUCGUUGCACUGUUUCUACCAGAAUCACCUCGUUGGCUCUAUGUCAAUAGCAAACAAACCGCAGCCACCGAGAUGUUGAUCAAGUUCCACGGGGAUGGAAAUCCAGACUCAGAGUGGGUUAAACUGCAGCUUAACGAGUACGAAGAGUACCUCGAGUUAGAUGGAGCGGAUAAGAGAUGGUGGGAUUACCGUGCUUUGUUCCGUAACAAGGCAUCGAUAUAUCGUCUGUAUUGCAACGUCUGCAUUUCUAUUUUUGCUCAGUGGAUGGGGAACGCCGUCAUCACCUACUUCAUGUCUGCUGUCCUUGAUACAGCAGGAUACAAAGGCACUGUUGCACAGCACAAUCUCAUCCUCAUUAACAACUGUCAGGGAUUCGCCUGGUCGAUUCUUGAACCAAGCUGCUGGACAAGCUGCAUGCUCUUCAUUUUCAACGCCAUUUACGCUGUGGGAAUCACACCACUGCAAGCGUUGUACCCCGUUGAGGUACUAAGCUUCGAGAUGAGAGCCAAGGGAAUGGCAUUCAGUAGUCUUGCAACAGGCGCAGCUGGGCUACUGAACAAGUUUGCUUGGCCAGUGAGUAUCGAAAGAAUCGCCUGGAGGACCUACAUCAUUUUUGCGGUCUGGGACGCAAUACAAGCCAUUGUGAUUUACUUCACAAUAGUCGAAACAAAGAAUAGGACCCUUGAGGAACUGGAUGAGAUCUUCAAGGCUCCUAAUCCAGUCAUGGCCUCAAUAAAAAGGAAGAAGAGUGUCGCUGGAGUGUUCCCUAAUUCCCUCGAAGCGCUCAUCCCCUGA